Penicillium olsonii is the source of this 1209-nucleotide messenger RNA. NCBI's taxonomy places the organism in Eukaryota, Fungi, Ascomycota, Eurotiomycetes, Eurotiales, Aspergillaceae. The record is from the annotation of a GenBank genome assembly.
AUGGAGCCUGUACUUAUCGUUGGCGCCGGCAUUGUGGGCUUGACACUCGGCCAAGCGUUGAAGCAAAAGAACAUCCCUUUUGAGAUCUUCGAGCGCGAUGCAACUCCUGAAGCCCGGGGCCAGGGUUGGGCUAUCACCCUACACUGGGCGCUGGAAUACAUGUUCAAGAUGCUCCCUGAAGAAACAUUAUCACGAAUCCAGGACGUCCAGGUCGAUCCAGACGUAGCAAGGCACGACAGUGGUAAUUUUCUGUUCAUCAAUCUCGAGACUGGAGAGCCGAAAUACAAGAUCCCGCCCAAUCGCCGGUGGCGUGUGAACCGCGAAAGGAUGCGUCGUGCUUUGCUUCAUGGGAUCGAAGAGCAUGUCCAUUGGGGACAUCGUGUCGUGGGGCUUGAUCUCCCAGAAGGAGAGAAUAAAGCCCGACUUCUUUUCGAGGAUGGGGAUGCUGUUUCGGGAAGACUUGUGGUCGGGGUUGAAGGUAGUCGAUCUAUGGUGCGACAGAUUCUUCGACCGGACUCUUUCAACAAUGUGCCCCUGGGUAUCAAUUUCACUGGAGUAGCUGUGGAUCUUACCCCGGAAGAGAUUCAGCCUCUGCGAGAUAUGGAUCCAUUGUUGUUUCAGGGAUGUCAUCCUCAAACAGGUGUGUUCUUCUGGUUCUCCAUGCUGGAAACACCACACGUGAACGGCACAGCAAACACUGCAGCUGAGCGGUAUCGUGCACAGAUCUGCAUGUCUUGGCCGGAAGAAGGGCCAGACGAUAAGGUUUCGUCUACCGACGAGGGCCGUUUGAUGAAUAUGAAAGAACGAGCAUGCGGAUUCGCACCAUUCUUGGAGCAUGCGGUGAAUCGGAUACCCGAUGGAACACCAGUGACAGAGAUCAAGCUUGCCGAUUGGGAAUGUCUCGACUGGAACAACCAUGACGGGCGGGUGACGCUCGCUGGUGAUGCUGCGCAUGCCAUGACAAUGUAUCGGGGAGAGGCGGCUAACCAUGGGAUACUGGACGCGUUUCGUCUUGCUGGGGCUAUUGAUCGGAUAUACCAUCACUCAGUCGGCGCUACUGUUGCAUUUGCAGGAUACGAGUUGGAAAUGCGCGAGCGGACGCGACGCGCAGUUCAACUAAGUCGCCAGGCAUGUCGUGAUGCGCAUAAUUGGGCAAGCCUGGAUGGGAACUCCGCUAUUCUGACCAAACGAGCCAUAAUCGCAAGCUGA